CGGUCAUCUGACCUAAUGGCACACCAGCGUGUUCACACCAGGGGGCGGCCAUUCACCUGCACAGUCUGCGGGAAGGGAUUCACUGCAUCAUCCAACCUACAGAGACAUCAGCGAGUUCACACUGGGGAGAAGCCAUUCACCUGCUCAGUCUGUGGGAAGAGUUUCACUCAGUCAUCCAACCUACAGAGUCAUCAGCAAGUUCACACUGGGGAGAAGCCGUUCACCUGCUCAGACUGUGGGAAGAGUUUCACUCGGUCAUCCCGACUACUGGCACACCAGUCAGUUCAUACUGGGGAGAAGCCAUUCACCUGCUCAGUCUGUGGGAAGGGAUUCACUCAGUCAUCCCACCUACUGAGACAUCAGCGAGUUCACACCGGGGAGAGGCCGUUCACCUGCUCAGUUUGUAGGAAGGGAUUCACUGAUUCAUCCGCACUACAGAGUCAUCAGCGAGUUCACACUGGGGAGAGGCCAUUCAUCUGUUCAGUCUGUGGGAAGGGAUUCACUCAUUCAUCCCAUGUACAGAAUCAUCAGCGAGUUCACACUAGGGAGAAGCCGUUCACCUGUUCAGAAUGUGGGAAGGGAUUCACUCAGUCAUCUGACCUGCAGAGACAUCAGAAAGUUCACACUGGGGAGAAGCCGUUCACCUGCUCAGAAUGUGGCAAGGGAUUUACACUGUCAUCCUACCUACAGAGACAUCAACGAUUUCACACUGGGGAUAAGCCAUUUACCUGCUCAGUCUGUGGGAAGGGAUUCACUGAGUUAUCCACACUACAGAGACAUCAGAGAGUUCACACUGGGGAGAAGCCGUUCACCUGCUCAGUCUGUGGGAAGAGAUUCACUGAUUCAUCCCACCUACAGAGUCAUCAGCGAGUUCACACUGGAGAGAAGCCAUUCACCUGCUCAGACUGUGGGAAGAGUUUCACUCGGUCAUCCCAACUACUGGCACACCAGUCAGUUCAUACUGGCGUGAAGCCAUACACCUGCUCAGUCUGUGGGAAGGGAUUCACUCUGUCAUCGACCUUACUGGUACAUCAGCGAGUGCACACAGGGGAGAAGCCGUUCACCUGCUCAGACUGUGGGAAGGGAUUCACUCAUUCAUCCAGCCUACAGAGUCAUCAGCGAGUUCACACUGGAGAGAAGCCAUUCACCUGCUCAGUCUGUGGGAAGAGAUUCACUCGGUCAUCCCACCUACAGAGACAUCAGCGAGUUCACACUGGAGAGAAGCCAUUCACCUGCUCAGUCUUCUGUGAGAAGAGAUUCACUCACUCUUCCACCCUAUGGAAACAUCAGCGAGUUCACACUGGGGAGAAGCCAUUCACCUGCUCAGAAUGUGGGAAGGGAUUCACUGAGUCGUCCACUCUACUGGUACAUCAGCGAGUUCACACUGGGGAGAGGCCAUUCACCUGCUCAGUCUGUGAGAAGAGAUUCACUCGGUUAUCCCACCUCCAGAGUCAUCAGCGAGUUCACACUGGGGAGAGGCCGUUCUCCUGCUCAGAAUGUGGGAAGAGAUUCACUGAGUUAUCCAACCUACAGAGUCAUCAGCGAGUUCACACUGGGGAGAAGCCAUUCACCUGCUCAGAAUGUGGGAAGAGAUUCACUGAGUUAUCCAACCUACAAAGUCAUCAGCGAGUUCACACUGGGGAGAGGCCGUUCUCCUGCUCUGAAUGUGGGAAAGGAUUCACUGAGUUAUCCACCCUACAGAGACAUCAGCAAGUUCACACUGGGGAGAAGCCAUUCACCUGCUCAGUAUGUGGUAAGAGAUUCACUCAGUUAUCCACCCUGCAGAGUCACCAGCGAGUUCACACUGGGGAGAAACCGUUCCCGUGCUCAGAGUGUGGGAAGAGAUUCACUCAGUCAUCCACACUACAGAGACACCAGCGAGUUCACACUGGGGAGAAGCCAUUCACCUGCUCAGUCUGUGGGAAGAGAUUCACUGAUUCAUCCACCCUACAGAGACACCAGCAAAUUCACACUGGGGAGAAGCCGUUCACCUGCUCAGUCUGUGGGAAGGGAUUCACUCAGUCAUCCACCCUACAGAAUCACCAGCGAGUUCACACUGGGGAGAGGCCAUUCACCUGCUCAGUCUGUAGGAAGAGAUUCACUCAUUUAUCCAGCCUACAGAGACAUCUGCAAAUUCACACUGGGGAGAAGCCGUUCAGCUGCUCAGUCUGUGGGAAAGGAUUCACUCAGUCAUCCACCCUACAGAGUCACCAGCGAGUUCACACUGGGGAGAAGCCGUUCACCUGCUUAGACUGUGGGAAGGGAUUCAUUUAUUUAUCCAGCCUACAGAGACAUCAGCGUGUUCACACUGAGGAGAAGCCGUUCACCUGCUCAGAAUGUGGGAUAGCAUUCACUCAGUCAUCCCAACUACUGGCACACCAGUCAGUUCACAAUGGAGUGGCCGUUGUAAUGAAUCCCUAGGUUUCGUUUGCUGAAGGCUAUUUUAAGAGAGAGAUUAAGGUGAUUCAGUCUGACUUGCAGCUUGUUUAGUUUUAACCGAGGACACAGACACCCAGAGUCAGACAGAGAUGAAGGAGGUAAAAUGGAAAGAAUCGAAACCAGGGAACUAAUGGCCAAGGGACACCGUUUGGAACUUUCCUAUACCCACAAGGGUGGAUUAAUCAUCGAUUCACCGUACAUCGAAUGUGUGGUGGUCACCUUGUUUGAUCCAUAGGAGUGGCUCUGAUUUGGGGAUCCUGUGAAGACUGCUGAUGUGUUAACCCUUGCCUGGGUGUGGUGUGGUAAUUCACUUGAAGAUGAUACCCCUUGUGACAAGUCACUUUGGGUGAUAAUUAGUAUGUGAGAUUUUGGAAUGACGACAGAUAAAAUCUACAGCAACUGUUCUCUCAUUUUACCACUGUGGAACCUGAGGAAUUUGACAUAAUUGCAUUCUCUCAACAUUUACCCUGGAUUACAAAUAUCUCUCUCAUCACCUAUUCUGUGGAUGAAGUGAAGUUUCCUACUUUACCAUCUCAAGAUUCUAAGCCUUGAUUCCUCCGAGCUCAAUAGUUUGGGCAACACACAAAAUGCCGGUGGAACACAGCAGGCCAGGCAGCAUCUAUAGAGAGAAGCACUGUCGUUGUUUCAGGCCGAGUCCCUUCGUCAGGACUACCUGAAAGGAAAGAUAGGAAGAGAUUUGAAAGGAGGAGGGUGAGGGGGAAAUGUGAAAGAUAGAAGACCAGAGGGGGUGGGGUGAAGCUGAGAGCUGGAAAGGUGAUUGGCAAAAGGGAUACAAAACUGGAGAAGGGACAGCAUCAUGGGACGGGAGGCCUAGGGAGAAAGAAAGGGGGAGGGGAGCACCAGAGGGAGUUGGAGAACAGGCAGAGUGAUGGUUAGAAAAAGAGGGAACAAACAAUCUAAAUAUAUCACGGAUGGGGUGAGAAGGUGAGGAGUGGUGUUAACGUAAGUUAGAAAAGUCAAUAUUCAUGCCAUCAGGUUGGAGGCUACCCAGCCGAUAGAUAGGGUGUUGUUCCUCCAAACUGAGUGUGGCUUCAUCUUGACAGUUGAGUAGAGGAGGCCAUGGCCUAUUCUACUUUGAUAGUUGAUGAAGCAGCUGAUUAUGACAUAGUGAGACAGGCUGUGCUCAAAGCUUACGAUUUGGUCCCAGAAUCAUACAGGAAAAAAUUUGGAAAUUGAAGGAAAUUUGUGAAUCAGACUUAUCUGGCAUUUGCUUCUCAGAAGUCUGUGUGUUUUGACCACUGAUGCACGUAUAAAAAUAUAAGUGAUGAUUUUACAAAUAGAAGGAGUUGGUUUUAAUUGAAGAAUUCGAAAGGUGCGUCCCUGAUGACAUAAAGAGAUAUUUAGAUGAAAAGGAUGCUGCCACUUUGCAGGAGUCUGCUAGAUUAGCAGAUGAGUUUGCUUUAACUCAUAAGGUUAAGUUUACCCCGAAAAAGAGCUUCCAAAAGAAUAGCAGGAAUCACCAGUGCAAACCAGAAAUUAAAGUUUGGACUAGUGAUAAGAGUAAGGAUGAAGGGAAGCAAUUGAAGGAGAAAUAUUCUGGUCUUACUUGUUACUGUUGUAGGAAAGCUGGUUAUGUGAUGGAUAAUUGUUCUGUCCUGAAGAAUAAAAAGGUAAAGGAGGCAGUCCCAAAUGCCUGUGUUGAAGCUUCUAUAAACCCAGAGGGUUCUGAACAUUCUGUUGAGGCUCAGUUAAGGUCUGAGAGGUCUGAUUGAGUUAAGAAGGGUUCGAACAUUUGAUGUCAGAUGGGAUUGUAUUAGUAAAUGAAUCGGUACCAGUGAAAAUUCUGAAAAGAGGAUGCUGUCCAAUUUACUGGGGCUUCUCAGUCACUCAUUCUAGGAGGCUGUGGUGGCCAGCGCUAUAAUAUUUGCUGUUGUGUACUGGGGCAGCAGGCUAGGGUAGCAGACUCCAGCAGAAUCAACAAACUCAUUCAUAAGGCCAGUGAUGUUAUGGGGGUGGAACUGGGCUCUCUGACGGUGGUGUCUGAAAAGAGGAUGCUGUCCAAGUUGCAUGCCAUUUUGGACAAUGACUCCCAUCCACUCCAUAAUGUACUGGUUAGACACAGGAGUACAUUCAGCCAGAGACUCAUUCUACCGAGAUGUAACACGGUGUCAUAAGAAGUCAUUCUUACCUGCGGCCAUCAAACUUUACAACUCCUCCUCGGAGUGUCAGACACCCAGAGCCAAUAGGCUGGUCCUGGACUUAUUUCCGCUUGCAUAAUUAACUUAUUAUUAUUUAAUUAUUUAUGGUUUUAUAUUGCUAUAUUUCUUCACUAUUCUUGGUUGGUGUGGCUGUAACCAAACCCAAUUUCCCUUGGGAUCAAUAAAGUAUGUCUGUCUGUACGUUAGACAGCGUUCUAAAGUUUGGCGAUGAGACUGACACUGCUGAGGUAAAUCUUAUUAAAGGCAUUCGCGGCGGCAUAAUUUCUGUGCCAUUGCACAAGGCAACUUUACUGUCAGGGUUGGUUUCGGGACCUGUUGAGAUCGGAUUAUGCUCCAGUUUACCGGUGGAAGAUGUUACUUUGCUGUUAGGGAAUGACCUGGCAGAUGGUAAAGUUGUUCCUGCAGUGCUGUUGACAACUAAGUCAGCCACUGACGACCCACUGAUGGAUUUUAACAUU
This is a messenger RNA of Hypanus sabinus (Atlantic stingray), 5077 nucleotides long. Its product is annotated as zinc finger protein 850-like. NCBI's taxonomy places the organism in Eukaryota, Metazoa, Chordata, Chondrichthyes, Myliobatiformes, Dasyatidae. Gene Ontology annotation, biological process: negative regulation of transcription by RNA polymerase II. The record is from RefSeq and is a predicted model, not a curated record. The transcript is spliced from 2 exons. Bases 16 to 2421 code for a protein of 801 amino acids. Gene Ontology annotation, molecular function: DNA-binding transcription repressor activity, RNA polymerase II-specific.